Molecule: messenger RNA, 1053 nt
Organism: Penaeus vannamei (Pacific white shrimp)
Lineage: Eukaryota; Metazoa; Arthropoda; Malacostraca; Decapoda; Penaeidae
Source: RefSeq, a predicted model, not a curated record
AUGUCACUUGUGGUUGCUAUACUUUAUAAACCUAUCAAGUAUUUUAAAAAGCUAUUACAUUUGGCAAUUAGUUACUCAGCAUUCCUGCAAUGGCCAGCAGCAUUAGGACGUAGCAGCUGGAGUUCAUUCUUUACAAUCCUCACAUUUAUUCUUUACCUUUGUGUCCUCGUACAGAGACACAUCUCUGCUAAUUUGCCUUCCGCUGCCCCCAUAGCAGAUGGUUUGUGCAUGGGACUCUGUGAGCUUCUGAAUGAGCAAGGACACCUGGGUAAUUCUGGAUUCAUGAAUGACAUGAACAGAAGUCCAACACCCUUAGGCACCGGCAGACCUCCUCAUGAUGGUUUCGAGUUCAAGCACCGUCUGGCGAGGCCACCAUUCCGCCCACCGAUGGGGAUGGAAAUGGGGAUGAUGCCCGGCCCCCAAGCGCCUGUCAUGAUGGUGCCAAGGCAGCCGGGACCUCCCUUCCCAGGAUCGCCUAUCUUCCGGCCCCCCAUGGCUGAAGGGCACCACAUACCCCCCCUGCCUCCUCCUCCUGUACCUGCGCACAUGGUUCCCCCACACAUGCCUCCCCACGCUCACAUCUACUCGCCUCAUCCGUCACAUCCGCAUGCCCUAGCCCCAUCUCACCCCAUUCCACCACCACAUCCACCACCCCCAUCUCAUCCUCCACACCCAUCGUUACCUCUUCAUCCUCAACCUCCACACAUACCAAAUGCACUCAUACCACCGGGCACUCAGUUCCCACUUAUGCCUCCAGGGGAUGCAAAGCCACCUCCGCCCCUACCCCCUGAUCCACAGGCUCCGCCACCUGAACUGAGUGCACUCCCUCCUCUUCCAUCUAGUAAAUUAGCAGUCCAACCUCCACUCCCUCCUCUUCCACCUCUUCCGCCUCCAGUAGAUAUAUCAAAGCCCCCGCCACCCAAGGAACCCCACCUCCCAGCCCUGUUAAGAAGCCUCCUUUGCCCUCCUCGUCCCCUCCACCACCCAAGUUGCCACCGCCGUCUGGAAGUAAUGCUACAAGUUCCACCGCCCAUAAACCACAGAAACAACUAG